UCGGUCGAUGAAAUAAUUUACCGAUUGAGUGGUUGACAAAAAUAUUUCCUUUACUUUCUACCGAGCUACUUACACUCGUCUUCAUGAAAACACUACACAAAUGGCGUCGACCAUAGUUGCCCUCAUAUAUUAAAAAUAUACACAAUAUUUGUGGUUAAACUUGUUCACACAUUACCGGAUUUAUAAAUUAUAUUGUAAAUUAUACAAUAAUUUUUUAUGUAUUAUAAUAAUACUUCUAAUUAAAUAAAAGUGUUAAAAUGGGAGUACCAGCAUUCUUUCGUUGGUUAAGCCGUAAAUAUCCAUCCGUAAUUAUUGAGUGCAUUGAACAAAAGCCGAUAAAUGCUGAUGGUGUACAAGUGCCGAUAAACACAACAGAACCAAAUCCUAAUGGAGUUGAAUUUGAUAAUUUAUACUUGGAUAUGAAUGGUAUCAUUCAUCCUUGUACACAUCCUGAAGAUAAACCAGCACCUAAAAAUGAGGACGAAAUGAUGGAAGCUAUUUUUGAGUGCAUUGACCGACUAUUUCGUAUCGUAAGACCGCGAAAACUUUUAUAUAUGGCUAUUGAUGGAGUGGCGCCAAGAGCUAAAAUGAAUCAACAAAGAUCUAGGAGGUUUCGCGCAUCAAAAGAAACAAAUGAAAAAAUUAUUGAAAUGAAUCGAAUCCGUUCAGAGUUAGCAUUAAAAGGUGCUUAUUUACCUCCAGAAAAACCCAAAGAAGAACAUUUCGACAGUAAUUGUAUUACUCCUGGUACUCCAUUUAUGGCAAGAUUAUCAGCGUGUUUACAUUAUUACAUUCAUGAAAGAUUAAAUAACGACCCUGGAUGGAAGGAUAUCAAAGUUAUUUUGAGUGAUGCAAAUGUACCUGGAGAGGGAGAGCACAAAAUAAUGGAUUUUAUCCGACGACAACGGGCACAGCCUGAUCAUGAUCCUAACACACAGCAUGUUUUGUGUGGAGCUGACGCAGAUUUGAUAAUGUUGGGACUGGCCACUCAUGAGCCUAAUUUUACAAUUAUCCGUGAGGAAUUUAAACCUAACAAACCUCGUCCUUGUGAUAUUUGCGGACAGUUAGGACAUGAAAUGAAAGAUUGUACUGGAGCUGAACCAGAUCAAGCGAAGGAAGUAAUGGCAUUUGGGUCUGAAUGUUCAUUUAUAUUUGUACGGUUGAAUGUUUUACGUGAAUAUUUGGAGCGUGAAUUACAAAUGCCGAAUUUACCGUUCAAAUAUGAUUUUGAACGUGCUGUUGAUGACUGGGUGUUUAUGUGUUUUUUCGUAGGAAAUGAUUUUCUACCACAUUUACCGUCUCUUGAAAUAAGAGAAGGAGCAAUAGAUCGACUUGUAAAUUUAUACAAAAAAACAGUUUACAAAACAGGUGGAUUUUUAACAGACAGCGGUGAUGUUAAUUUAGACAGAGUACAACUAAUUUUAUCAGAUUUGGGUGAAAUGGAAGAUGAAAUUUUUAAAAAACGUCAAGCUAAUGAAAUAGCUUUUAAACAACGUGAAAAGUCAAAAAAGAGACGAUUGGAAGCUAUCAGCAAUUUUAAACCUAGUUGGAUUCCUACUGGUCAAUUCGCCCCGACAAUGGUAGGUCAGAGUGUUAAGCCUAUCCAAAAUGCUCGGCACGAGGCAUAUCAAAUGCGUAUGCAAGGUCGUAAUUAUAAUACAAGUGCCGCUGAACGCUCGUUGGGAACUAUAAAUGCAGCCACUGGAUUACAAGCAAUGAUGGUACCAGAGAAUCAAAAUAAUCAUGGUACUAAACGUAAACGUGAAGAGCCAGAUGAUGAAGAAGAAGAAGAUUACCAAGCUAAUGACGAAGUAAGACUGUGGGAAGAUGGCUUCAAAGAUCGUUAUUAUGAGUCUAAGUUUGACGUCAAAGCCGAAAAUCUUGAGUUUAGGAAUAGAGUAGCACUUCACUACGUCCGUGGUUUAUGUUGGGUUUUACGUUAUUAUUAUCAAGGAUGCGCAUCAUGGAAGUGGUAUUUCCCUUACCAUUAUGCACCCUUUGCCAGUGAUUUUGUAAAUAUUAAUGGUCUCUCAACGGAAUUCGAAAAAGAUACUGUACCAUUCAGACCUCUGGAACAAUUGAUGGGAGUAUUUCCAGCAGCCAGUAGUAGUCAUGUUCCUAAACCUUGGGCAGCAUUGAUGAGUGAUCCUAAAUCAUCGAUUAUUGAUUUCUAUCCGGAAGAUUUUAAAAUAGAUCUUAAUGGAAAGAAAUUUGCUUGGCAAGGUGUUGCGUUAUUGCCAUUCGUUGAUGAAGUUAGGCUAUUCAAAGCUUUAGAACCUUAUUACGAAUGUCUUACUGAUGCUGAAAUAAAACGGAACAUUAGAGGAGAUGAUAAAUUAUACAUUGGCCCCAGUAACAGUGGAUAUGAUUUGAUAAGAGGACUUUAUAAAAAUAAAGUUGACUUCAACACUGAGACUGAAAUAUCAAUUGAUGGAAUGCGAGGUACUGUUUUAUUAGCUGAGGAGUGUGUCAAUGAAGGAGCUACUUUACCUUCACCGAUUAGCGGCUUACCAGUUCGAAAUAAUCAAGUUUAUUGUGUAAGGUUCCGUGAUCCAGCAUUCAGCAGUCAUCAUAUUUUCCCGGCUAAACGACUCAAGGGUGUUAAAGAACCUCCCCGUGUGUUAAAACCACAAGAUUUUGAACAUAUGCAUAAUCGUGAUGGUAAAAAUCCAUGGGUACCAAGAACCGGUUUUUCUGCGCCGACACAUAAAGGUUCAUUAGGCGAAGCAGGACAUCGGAUGCUUGGACAUCAUGUCAAUAGAAACCAAGGACAAUAUUCAGCGGUUCCUGCUCCACAAAAUUCAUACAAUCAGCCUCGUGGAUAUUCAAGUGGUUAUCAAACAUCGUCAGGUCAAAGUGGUUAUUCGAGUUAUUCUGGUAAUAAUUCUGGUCAUCGUCAAAAUUAUCAGUCACGUAAUAACGUUGGACCUUGGGCUGGUGCAUAUGGAAUGCCGACCGCUCAACAAUAUCAACAGCGUUAUCAACAAUCGAAUCAACCGCAGCAGCAGUACAUGCACCAUCAAAAUUCUUACAGAAACAAUUUAAACAAUCAUCAUCAAGCACCGGGUAAUUAUUCCUCAAAUUACAAUCAGGAUAGGAAUAAACCGUACAAUAAUUAUGGCGGCAACGCAGGACACAGGCGUAAUCGAUAAAUAUUAAGUAGCUAUGAGUGCAAUUCAAUGCAAUUUAUUGGUUUGGGUAUCAAGUGUAUUAAAGAAUUGUUUAAUUCGACCGUCUUGGUGAUUUUUUUAAUCAACAACCAGCAAUUGAAUGUUUUCUAAGCACCUUAAUUGUAAGUUAAAUAUAACCAUAUUUUAGGAUUAAGUACAUAUUUGUCCUUCAAUAUUAAGUUUUUAAUUUGUCGAUGUAUAUUUUCAAAAUCGACUAAUCAAGCGUGAAAAUAUGCAUAAUAAUAAAAAUCAAUUUAUUAA
Molecule: messenger RNA, 3431 nt
Organism: Cotesia glomerata
Lineage: Eukaryota; Metazoa; Arthropoda; Insecta; Hymenoptera; Braconidae
Gene: Rat1
Product: 5'-3' exoribonuclease 2 homolog
Exons: 6
Coding region: 258-3152 (964 amino acids)
Biological process (GO): nuclear-transcribed mRNA catabolic process
Cellular component (GO): nucleus
Molecular function (GO): 5'-3' RNA exonuclease activity; zinc ion binding; RNA binding
Source: RefSeq, a predicted model, not a curated record